AUGGCUGUGGUCGUGUGCAAUGUGGCUGAUCCCUGCUGUCGAAGACGGCGAAAAAUUAACCCUCAACAACAACAACAGCAGCAGCAACAACAACAACAACAACAACAACAACAACAACAACAACAACAACCACCACCACCACCACCACCACCAACAACACAACAACAACAACAGCAGCAGCAGCAGCAACAACAUCAACAACAACACCAGCAGCAACAUCACUACCACCACCAACAAACAACAACACAACAACAACAACCACAACCAUCGAGCAGCGCACAGCAAAGACAACACUAUGUCGCUACGACAAGAACAACGCUGUGA
Messenger RNA from Salpingoeca rosetta, 324 nucleotides. RefSeq lists its product as uncharacterized. The transcript has a single exon. Lineage: Eukaryota; Choanoflagellata; Craspedida; Salpingoecidae. The record is from RefSeq and is a predicted model, not a curated record. The coding region runs from base 1 to 324 and encodes 107 amino acids.